Messenger RNA from Patiria miniata (bat star), 1108 nucleotides. RefSeq lists its product as uncharacterized. Lineage: Eukaryota; Metazoa; Echinodermata; Asteroidea; Valvatida; Asterinidae. The transcript is spliced from 2 exons. The coding region runs from base 189 to 788 and encodes 199 amino acids. The record is from RefSeq and is a predicted model, not a curated record.
CGGACGCGCGUUGAUGGAGAAAGAAUCGAAUAAUUCGAAAGAGGAAAAAAUGCUAUCCUCCAAAAUUGGCCAAGAAAACAACAGCACAGCUAGGUCUACCGUAAAAAAAAGUUCCCGAUUUCAAUGUUGCAAGCACCCGGCCGGAUACAUCAAAGCAACGGAACCAUUCAGAGACACUGCCAGAGGGAAUGGUAACCGCCCAUCCCCAUGGGCACAUCCCCCGCCCACCAUCGACAGCCAAGAAGAUUCCUCAUUCAACCUCGGAACCUCCAGUAGGAGUAACCCAGGACCUGCCGUCUCCGAGUCAAGGACCCCUCACGAGAUUGGCCGACACCCCUACCCCCGCCCCUACCCCUGCCCCUGAUCCUACCCACGGCUUCGUUGCAAGUUUCAGUUUCGUCGGUACCAUGCUGCUCAUCUGUGGAACCAUCCUCAUCCUGAUUUCAUCCCCGUCGCAAAGAGCCUACCCAAGCCAUCGGGACUCCAAAACAUCCACCGUGACAAACGAUGGAACCUCUCCGGGCAUCCAGACAGUUUUCCCCGGUGUGACCGUCGGCAUCGCCCUGCUGUGUCUGGGGAUUUUUGCUUAUGUAACAGCCGUCACGAUCUACUUCAAAGGAAACUGUCUUCAUCAGGCAACAGAAAAUGAAGUGUCCCAACGAAAUAUCGACGGCGGUCUUUCGCCCCGUCACGUGCCGGCAGUGCAGGCAACGCCUUUGCGCCGCCCGUACAUGGAAUUUCGAGUUGUGCUAGUCCCGUUGAGAAGUUAUCAAGAAUAUGAAUUAUGAAAAGAAAAUUAUUAUCAACGUGAACCGAAAGCAUCACUUUUGGCCUAAAUAUUAUUUCCUUUCCAAAAUACUGCGAUGAUAUUGUGUUUUAAGUUGACUAAUAACAUUUUACAUAAUGACUUGUCAGACGCUGGGUUUAAAAAAAAACAUUUAAAUAGGUAACGCAUUGAAACCGACUUGACGCCCAAAAAAAUGAACUUGGAUUUCUCUUUCUAAUUCGCGUGAAGUCACGUGACCUUAUAAUUUUGUUUUUACAGCUCCACAUUUCUACGUUAAAAUUGAGUAUUUAAGAAUAAAUUUAACCACUCAUUAUAAAUUCA